This is a messenger RNA of Maylandia zebra (zebra mbuna), 711 nucleotides long. RefSeq names its product caudal type homeobox 1a (gene cdx1a). The record is from RefSeq and is a predicted model, not a curated record. Gene Ontology annotation, cellular component: nucleus. Gene Ontology annotation, molecular function: DNA-binding transcription factor activity, RNA polymerase II-specific; RNA polymerase II transcription regulatory region sequence-specific DNA binding. Gene Ontology annotation, biological process: regulation of transcription by RNA polymerase II; anterior/posterior axis specification; cell differentiation. NCBI's taxonomy places the organism in Eukaryota, Metazoa, Chordata, Actinopteri, Cichliformes, Cichlidae.
AUGUACCCGAGCUCUGCUUCUAUCAGACAAACGGCUCAGGCUCUGUCACUGAACAGUCAGUACAUUCCGCCUCCGUAUGACUUCCCCAGCUACCACCAUCACGUCACGGGAGUCGGUGAUUUGUCGGCAAGUACCUGGAACCCCCUUUACGCGCCCCGGGAGGAGUAUCCCUACAGCUUCCCGGGGUCAAGCCCCAACACCGCGCAGGUCAACUUCACCUACCCGGAUCUGAGCAACGUUCCUUCCGCCGCUGGAGGGGGAUCGCUCACCCCUUACAAUUUCAUCUCUGGACAGGAUCCCCUCAUUCCCAGGAAAAGACCACAGGAGCCCGUUAAACAAACAACUUCAGGUGGGAAGACUCGCACUAAGGACAAGUACAGGGUGGUGUACACUGACCACCAAAGGAUGGAGCUUGAGAAAGAGUUUCAGUUCAACCGCUAUAUCACAAUGAGAAGGAAGUCAGAGCUGUCAAUGGCACUCAGCCUUUCCGAGAGGCAGGUGAAGAUCUGGUUUCAGAACAGACGUGCCAAGGAGAGGAAGAUCAACAGGAAGAAGUUGCAGCAUUCCCAGCAGGCCUCAACAACCACACCCACCCCACCUGUACUGUGUGCACACAGUGACACCCACAACCCCGUGAGCCCCAGCAGGAACAUUUUGUCAGACGCAGUAUCGGAGGAGUACUAGGUGAAGUCUAUGUGAAAGACUGGCACU